AUGACCAGAAAAGAUAAUGAAUGCGUUUCUUGGUUUGUCCAAUCAUUCUACAAACCAUAUACAGUUACAAUGGAACUUAGUGAAUCAAUCGUUGACCAAACGAGAGAUUCCAUGGCUCAGUAUAAAGUAUUGUUACAUGGCUUGAAACCGAACGAUAUCAUAUAUAGCACAAAUCCUGAAUUGUCUGUCAUACGAGAUGAAAGUCGACGAGGACAAUCUUCAUCGACACAACCAUCAAGUAAUCAAGAGGAUAUCACACCUAUGCAAGAAACUGACUAUCUCGAUUUGUAUAUUAAGCCGAUAGAAAAACCAAAUAAUCAGCGAUGUCCCAGAAACAACCCCGAUUUGUGUCACAAUUCGCCAAACGUCACGAGGAACUCGUCGUAUUUGGAUCUCACAAACAUCAUUGCUCUCACAAAACAUCAAUGUUUAAAUCAAUAUCUAUAUUCUUCCUCCAUUCUACAAACGCGAGAGUUUUCCCGAAUAAACAUACACGAAAUUAGUAUAUACCAAAACUGA
This is a messenger RNA of Adineta ricciae, 519 nucleotides long. The record is from the annotation of a GenBank genome assembly. Lineage: Eukaryota; Metazoa; Rotifera; Eurotatoria; Adinetida; Adinetidae.